AUGAGUUCUAGAAGAGGUGGGAGGUCUUUUACUGCUGCCAGCAGUGAUGAAUUUUCGUCCAAGGGGAAAGGCUCAGGACAAGAUGACGACGGGCAAUGGGAGGUGUAUGGAAAGAAAUCCAAGAACAGAGGUGGAAGUAAUGCUGCAAAUGCUGCAAAACAAUGGGGUCUUCCAGGUCCAGCCUAUACUUCUAAUCCUAGAGGACGGGGGUAUACAGAUGUAGCUCAAAGGCCAGGUGCACGUAAUCCCGGUGGAGCUGGAAGAGGCGCUGGAAACCCAUGGCAGACACAAUAUGCUCAUAUGAGACCUGCUGGUAGAGGCAAUGCAAGGCCUCCGUCAGCAACAGGUGGUUAUGGAUACAAUGCUACUGCAAAUCCAAUCAUCCGUCCUCCUCUUGAACAUGGCUGGAACUGGCAAUCCAGAGCUGGUGGAAUGCAGACAAAUGAAAUAAUUGAAAUGGCACUACAGGAGUUUGAACAGAAUAAGGAUGAUGAUGAGGAUGAGGAUGAUGAUGAGGGGGACGAUGACUGCGAUGAUCUGGAAGAUACUGAUGAUGAUCUUAUUAGUGAUGAAUAUGAUUCGGAUGCCAGUCAAAAGAGCCAUGAGACACGAAAGAAGAGCAAAUGGUUCAGAAAGUUCUUUGAGAGUUUGGAUAAACUGACUGUUGAAGAGAUAAAUGAACCAGAAAGACAGUGGCACUGCCCAGGUUGUCAAGGUGGUCCUGGUGCUAUUGAUUGGUACAGAGGACUGCAGCCCCUUAUGAAUCAUGCUAAAACGAAGGGUUCAAAAAGGGUGAAGGUUCACAGGGAGCUUGCUGUACUUCUUGACGAGGAAUUGCGUAGAAGGGGCACUACAGUAGUUCCAGCUGGGGAAGCAUUUGGAAAAUGGAAAGGUUUGAAAGAAGUAGAGAAAGAUCAUGAAAUAGUUUGGCCCCCGAUGGUCAUUGUUCAGAAUACUAAGCUUGAGCAAGAUGAUAAUGAGAAGUGGUUAGGCAUGGGCAACCAAGAGCUUCUUGAUUAUUUUAGCUCUUAUGCUGCUAUGAGAGCAAGACACUCAUAUGGCCCUCAAGGUCAUCGAGGGAUGAGUGUUUUGCUGUUUGAAGCCUCAGCUAGUGGCUAUCUAGAGGCAGAACGUUUGCACAAACAUUUUGCUGAGCAAGGAACGGAUAAGGAGACUUGGUUUAGUAAUCGCCGGAUUUUGUUUCUCCCUGGUGGUAAUCGACAGCUCUAUGGAUACCUGGCUACUACAGAAGACCUGGAGUUUUUCAACAGGCAUUGCCAAGGUAAGACUAGACUAAAGUAUGAACUGAAAUCAUAUAUAGAGAUGGUUGUAAACCCAAUCCGUCAGAUGAGUGAGGACAACCAGCAGCUCAACUAUUUCAAGAACAAGGUGGUCAAAGAAAAAAAACACUCGAAAGCUAUGGAAGAAUCCUUUGGUUUAGUAACUGAGAAGCUGCGGAAAACAAUGGAAGAAAACCGCAUUGUGAGGCGGAGAACUAAACUGCAGCAUGAGGAGAUUAAAGAAGAGAUGUACGCACAAGAACAAUUCUUCAAGGAACAGAUUACUAGCAUCCACGAUUCAAGGAAUGAAAAAGAAGAAAACUUUGAAAGGAUGCAGCAAGAGGAACGUGAGAAGGUUAAGCAGUCAAGUACCAGUCCUCUCAAUGCAGAGGAACGUCGACUCAAGGUGGACGGAUAUGUUAAGUUUGUUGAAGUACAGGAGAAGGAGAUGGAAAACUUUGUUGAAGAAAAGGAAAAGCUCUUCCAAGCACACGAGGAGAGCAUUGCUGCUAUGAAAAGGAGACACUGGGAGGAGGAGGUGGAGAUGGAGAAGAAAUUUGAUGAAGACUUAACCAAACUCAUGCAGAAGUACUCCCCAUCUCAGCAGUAG
Molecule: messenger RNA, 1890 nt
Organism: Vicia faba (fava bean)
Lineage: Eukaryota; Viridiplantae; Streptophyta; Magnoliopsida; Fabales; Fabaceae
Source: the annotation of a GenBank genome assembly